Molecule: messenger RNA, 235 nt
Organism: Aspergillus pseudonomiae
Lineage: Eukaryota; Fungi; Ascomycota; Eurotiomycetes; Eurotiales; Aspergillaceae
Exons: 1
Coding region: 8-172 (54 amino acids)
Source: RefSeq, a predicted model, not a curated record
UGGCAUCAUGCUACCCAAAAGAUCAGCCUCCGGUCUUUUCUUCUUAUUCCUCUGUCAGCUCGUGAUCAAGACGUUGGCGUUCACAAGCUUACAGCUCUUGCCUCUCCCGAACGACGAUACGACUUGUUCUAAGUCAAAGCCUUGCCGGCUGGGUUGCUGUGGACCAAUGUGAGAGCUAUAAUACUGCUACGAUUAGGAAUCUCAGCAGGUACUGAUCAAUACUCCCAGAGACUCG